This is a messenger RNA of Uranotaenia lowii, 1166 nucleotides long. RefSeq lists its product as uncharacterized. NCBI's taxonomy places the organism in Eukaryota, Metazoa, Arthropoda, Insecta, Diptera, Culicidae. The record is from RefSeq and is a predicted model, not a curated record. The coding region runs from base 405 to 830 and encodes 141 amino acids. The transcript is spliced from 2 exons.
CAAAGCAUAGAACAAACCGAAACGUAUAGGAUAAGUGAACAGAAAGAGUUUUGCUGGGCAUGAGCGCAAAAUAAAUUCUCUAAAAAAAUAUGCGAUAUUGUUCGCCCAUUGAUAUACACAUUUGUGGAAGCUCUGAUUCUUGCUCGUAACAACGGAUCGAAGCAGUAGUAUUGCCAAUAAAUCAAAUUAAGUGUCAGAAAAGGCAACUGCGAAGGCGAUUUGCUUUAUCAAAAUUUGCACGAAUACAACAAUGCAAAAAAAGUUCGGCCUUCGACAGUGAUUCCUCGUUUUCGUGACGUGAGAGUUGGUUGAACAUUGAAAUCACCAUCCCAACACAUCUCUUAUCUUCCUGCGGAGAAAAGGUAGUAAAUCACCAUCAACGUGCUUGGCUUGCAUCUUUACGAAUGAGCUUCAGUAAUAUUACUCAAACACAGACGGUUUUAACAUCGAUAGGAACCACGAUGAAGUCCUACAACGAAUCAAUCCAGGAUUCAGCUCAACCGGAUAUAACUUCCGUUGGUACCAAACAGCAACACUACCCGGACAAUUCGGAGAGUCUAAAUUUUUUGUUCAUCCCAUUGGCUGUCCUUAUUACGAUAAUGUUGCUGUCUGUCAUGGUGUAUCUGAUGUCAAGACGAAAGCACAAAAUUUUCUUGAAACAUCCAUACGUGCCCAGUUUUUCGUUCGAAUCGUCAGACUUGGAAGAUGAUAACGACGAGUUGGAGACUGAACACUUGCUCAAGGGUAAGCUGCGUUUGGAUGACCCUUACAUCAAAGGUAUCAAUAGCACCAGAAGUUAUACGGAAGAUCGUAACGAACUUUAUGCCUAAUUUGUUCACCGUGACUGAUCGAGACUGACUAGGGCAUUCCAAGAAGCUAUAAUUCCUAAUCAAUUCGGCCAUUCCAUUCAUCAUCCGCAUGCAUCAUUGAACUACGUUACUUAUUAUUUAUACAAACCUACUAACAGGUAAGAAAGAAUACACCAAAAUAUAUUCUAAUCAUGUUAUGUGAUAUUUUCUCGCGUUUAUUGUUACGAAUAUUACCUAUUGUAUCUAUGAGUAAGAAAAGGCAUUAAUUACUGAAAGCUACACUUUGGCUUAACAUUGAUUUAAGUACGCUAAUAAACAAUUAGUUCUUUACGGAAAACAGAUUUUAUUGUAUGGAUU